CGCAGACCAUUUCCCGUUCCGUUUUGCUGGUGUCCUUGUCCUUUCUAGGGUAAACGGAAGCGGCUGUGUGAGGCACGGAGACUGGUCAGCAAGAUGUUACGGAAUUUACUGACUCUUCGUCAUGUUUCUCAAAGAGCUAUCAGCAGCUCUAGUCGGCGACCACUGCUAAAUAAAAUUCCAGACAAGCAGAAGCUAUUCCAGGAAGAUAAUGGCAUUCCAGUUCAUUUAAAAGGAGGAGUUGGAGAUGCCCUAUUUUACAGAGGAACAAUGGUUCUUACUGUUUUGGGAACAGGAUAUGCUCUUUAUGAGUUGUUCAUUGCUGCAAUGCCCAAGAAGCAGAAUUGAUUCCAUCCAACUUUCCAAUUGAUGUCUGUCCAUUUAAUUGCCACUCUUCAGGGACCAUUUUUGUCCUUGUCAUAACAAGCUCCGUGCAAUUUAGGGAACAAUAUUUAUUAAAAUGUACUGUAAAUCCUGCAAAAAUAAAAAUGGUUUUACAUUACUGUA
Molecule: messenger RNA, 504 nt
Organism: Pelobates fuscus (common spadefoot toad)
Lineage: Eukaryota; Metazoa; Chordata; Amphibia; Anura; Pelobatidae
Product: cytochrome c oxidase subunit 7A2, mitochondrial
Exons: 4
Coding region: 94-345 (83 amino acids)
Biological process (GO): mitochondrial electron transport, cytochrome c to oxygen; mitochondrial respirasome assembly; regulation of oxidative phosphorylation
Source: RefSeq, a predicted model, not a curated record